This is a messenger RNA of Pseudophryne corroboree (corroboree frog), 2031 nucleotides long. RefSeq names its product dystrobrevin beta (gene DTNB). Gene Ontology annotation, cellular component: synapse; plasma membrane. Gene Ontology annotation, biological process: synaptic signaling. The coding region runs from base 254 to 1753 and encodes 499 amino acids. The record is from RefSeq and is a predicted model, not a curated record. NCBI's taxonomy places the organism in Eukaryota, Metazoa, Chordata, Amphibia, Anura, Myobatrachidae. The transcript is spliced from 17 exons. Gene Ontology annotation, molecular function: zinc ion binding.
CAGAAGAUGCAGCAGAGGUAUGCUCCGGCAGUCUGAGGCGGGACAGGGAUGCAGCAGCGCCCUGGGCACGGCAGGUCGGUAGUUGGCACGAGCUGCCAGUGAGGAAGAUGGCGGCCGGCGCUGUGUGUGAGGCGGAGACCUGGCAGCAGCGGGAGCGGGGGACGGGCACGCGCACCGGGGAACGGAGGCGGCGGCAGGAAAAGGGCGCGCGCCCGGCCGGUGUGGAGACCGAGCAACGGGACCACCGGAGAGGAUGAUUGAGGAGAGCGGGAAACGCAGGAGGACGAUGGCCGAGAAGCGGCAGCUCUUUAUGGAACUGAGGGCACAGAAUUUUGAUGUCAUUCGGCUGUCUACAUACCGGACAGCGUGCAAGCUAAGAUUUGUACAGAAACGUUGCAACCUUCACCUUGUUGACAUUUGGAACAUGAUAGAAGCCUUCCGUGACAAUGGCCUUAACACACUGGACAACAACACCGAAAUCAACGUGUCUCGGCUAGAAACCAUCAUUUCCUCCAUUUACUACCAGCUAAACAAACGCCUUCCGUCCACCCAUCAGAUUGGCGUGGACCAGUCCAUCAGCCUUCUGCUCAACUUCAUGAUCGCCGCGUACGACAGCGAGGGCCAUGGGAGGCUGACUGUGUUUUCAGUGAAAGCGAUCUUGGCGACCAUGUGCGGGGGGAAGAUCCUGGACAAGUUGAGAUAUAUCUUCUCCCAAGUGUCCGACUCCAGCGGCUUCAUGGUCUACGCCAAGUUCGACCAGUUCCUGAGGGAAGUGCUGAAGCUCCCCACGACGGUGUUUGAGGGCCCCUCAUUUGGGUAUACAGAUCACUCCACGCGGACGUGUUUCCCACCGCAGAAGAAGAUUGCGCUGAACAUGUUCUUGGACACAAUAAUGGCUGAUCCCCCUCCGCAGUGCCUUGUCUGGUUACCCCUCAUGCACAGGCUUGCCCAUGUAGAGAAUGUCUUCCACCCUGUGGAAUGUUCCUUCUGCCGGUGUGAAAGUAUGAUGGGUUUCCGCUACCGCUGCCAGCAGUGCCACAGUUACCAGCUCUGCCAGAAUUGUUUCUGGCGAGGUCACGCCAAUGGUCCACACAGCAACCAGCAUCAGAUGAAGGAGCAUUCCUCCUGGAAGUCCCCAGCGAAGAAGCUAAGUCAUGCGAUCAGUAAGUCUCUUGGCUGCGUUCCGAGCAGGGAACCCCAUCACCCUGUAUUCCCAGAGCACUCCGAGAAGCCACUGGACUUACCUCAUGUCGCCCCAGCACGCCCACUAACGAACAUGAAUGAUGCCAUGGUCACUCAUAUCUCUUCCGGUGCACCCACACCCACUAAAAGGUUACACAGCAGUAUGGACACGGCCAGCCGGGUACCAGACGAACACGCACUGAUAUCAGACUAUGUGACGCGGCUUCGCACUGGGACACGGUUAGUUGAGGAGGAGCAGAAACAGACAGCACAAGUAGCUGGGUCUCCUCAUUCCUCACCAAGUCAUGGUGCCAACCGCUCCAUUCCCAUGCCAGUCCGCUCCACGUCAGCCGGCUCCACACCUACCCAUGUUCCUCAGGACUCCAUAGCUGGACUAGGAGAUGUACAGGAAGCAUUCGCACACGGUACCAGGAGGAACCUUCGUAGUGAUUUGCUGGUGGCUGCAGAUUCUAUCACUAACACCAUGUCUUCUCUGGUAAAGGAGCUGCACUCAGAUGACGGCGCUGAUGAGGAAGAUGAUAAGAUACAGAACGGGAAGGAUAGAGGGUAAUGACCUGCACAGAAGAACAAGGUGAUCCAAGCACAGCGAUUCCUCCAAUAUCCAUCCUAAUGCAGCAUCUUACCAGCCACAGCCAGCAGAGAGAGGAGCGGCGAGCAUGUAACAUACAACAUGCGUGUUACUGAGCCAUGUGUAGACGCUGGAAGGAGUGCGUGUGCAGAGGCCUGGGGCACUGUGAUCCCGCUAACAUGGACAUGGGCUGAGCGCCCGCAGGAAGGGAAUACAUUUCAUGGUCCGAUGUUUACAGAAUAAAUGUGUCUGUCUGUCAA